AAAAUGGUGUUGUUGUCAAGAAAAGCCACGUUCAACUCUCAUGGACAAGAUUCUUCUUACUUCCUAGGAUUGCAGGAAUACGAGAAAAACCCUUACCAUCAACUCCACAACCCUCAAGGAAUCAUUCAAAUGGGUCUUGCAGAGAAUCAGCUCUCGUUUGAUCUUCUUGAGUCAUGGCUGGCCAAAAACCCAGACGCUGUUGGGUGCAAGAGAGAUGGGAAAUCCAUUUUCAGAGAGCUUGCUCUUUUCCAGGAUUAUCAUGGUCUUCCUGAAUUCAAAAAGGCCUUGGUUGAUUUCAUGGCAGAAAUCAGAGGAAACAAAGUAACUUUUGAUCCAAAUCACGUAGUACUCACCGCAGGUGCAACUUCUGCCAAUGAAACGCUCAUGUUUUGCCUCGCUGAACAACGCGACGCUUUUCUUCUUCCUACACCAUAUUACCCAGGAUUUGAUAGAGAUCUCAAGUGGAGAACUGGUGUUGAGAUUGUACCAAUCCACUGUACCAGCUCCAACCGUUUUCAAAUCACUGCAUCCGCCAUUGAAGAAGCUUAUCAACGUGCUCGAAAACAGAACCUAAGGGUGAAAGGGAUCUUAAUCACCAACCCUUCGAAUCCAUUGGGCACAACGAUGACAAGAGCCGAACUGGACCUUCUCAUUAACUUCAUUACUGACAAAGAAAUUCAUUUAAUAAGCGACGAAAUAUACUCGGGAACUGUUUUUAGCUCCCCAGGCUUCGUUAGUAUCAUGGAAGUUUUGAAAGAGAGAAACCUGGAAAAAACUGAGGUCUGGGAUAGAGUUCAUAUUGUUUAUGGUCUUUCCAAGGAUCUGGGUCUCCCUGGUUUUCGAGUUGGAGCAAUUUACUCCAACGAUCCCACUGUUGUAUCCGCCGCCACGAAAAUGUCCAGUUUUGGCCUAGUUUCUUCACAAACUCAAUAUCUUCUCUCAGUUAUGUUAUCCGAUAAGAAAUUCAGGAACUAUUACACUGCCAAAAACUUGAAAAGGCUUCAAAAGAGACAGAGGAAGAUGGUUUCUGGCCUCGAAAAAGCCGGUAUCGGCUGCUUAGACAGCAAUGCCGGGCUGUUCUGUUGGGUUGAUAUGAGGCACCUAUUGAGCUCCAACACGUUCGAAGCUGAAAUGGAGCUUUGGGAAAGAAUAGUUUGCGAUGUUAAACUGAACAUUUCUCCCGGUUCUUCGUGUCAUUGCAGUGAACCAGGAUGGUUCCGAGUUUGCUUCGCUAACAUGUCGGAAGAUACUCUGAAACUCGCCAUGCAAAGGUUAAAAUCCUUCGUUAAUUCAACCACUAGCAGUAAAAAUAAGAGUCAUCGAGAUUUGAAGAGCUUAACAAAAGAGUCCCACAUCGAGAAAUGGAUUUCCCGGCUGUCGUUCCUAUCCUUCCAUGACCGGGAGCAAGACGAACGAUGAAGCUAUUUCAGCUACAAUUUUUAGCUAGUGUGAACACAUUGUUGAUAGUUCCUUUUGGAAUUAUAUAACGAUUUUUUUAAGUGAUUUCUUAAUUUGUAGACAAAGAGAGAGUGCACUCAGUCCAUGUGGGAUUUGCAUGCAGUGUAUUUAGGUUCAAUUGUAAAAAAAUUACGUUACCACCAUGGAUGAUCAUAUCUAGAAAAAGAACUACAUAUAUAUAAUUAUAA
Molecule: messenger RNA, 1646 nt
Organism: Hibiscus syriacus
Lineage: Eukaryota; Viridiplantae; Streptophyta; Magnoliopsida; Malvales; Malvaceae
Product: 1-aminocyclopropane-1-carboxylate synthase-like
Exons: 4
Coding region: 4-1419 (471 amino acids)
Biological process (GO): amino acid metabolic process; biosynthetic process
Molecular function (GO): 1-aminocyclopropane-1-carboxylate synthase activity; transaminase activity; pyridoxal phosphate binding
Source: RefSeq, a predicted model, not a curated record